AUGUUUGGCAGCCUCGUCUUGUGGAACGCGGUGCUUGCGUUCUGGGCGCUCACAUCGCCGUCGUCGAGUCCGGUCAACACACUCGACGCGACGCAUGCGCCAUCGGCACCGCCCGUCGUUGUCCCGACGUCAGCGCCCACGAAUGCCGUGACGCCCAACAAAACGGUACUCCCGGUUCUCAAGAAACUCGUGGGCCAAGCCAAGCUGCCGCCCGCGCCGCCCGCAAAGCCGCUGCCGUCGACCAUUUCGUGUCCGGUGGGCCGCAAGGUGAAGCCAGGCGACACGGUGUACAUGACGCUCGACGACGGCCCGAGCAUCGGCAGCCGCAAGUAUCUUCUCCAAGCGCUCGGCCACAUUUCCGAAAAGAUUACGUUUUACGAGAGCGCCUACAACAUUUGCCCGCAAACGAGCAGCCUCGUGCUGGACUGCGACGACGCCGCCAAGCUGCCAGCGAUCGAGCUCAUGGCGUGGACCAUCAAGCAGGGGCACAUGCUGGCCGCGCACUCGGACUCGCACUUGUACGACCGGAGCACAGGCUAUUGCGACUAUGUCAAGAUGGGCGAAAGCACCAUCGUGCCGCCGCAGUAUGCAUCAUGUGGCCGCGAUGCAACCGCCGACAUUGUGCGAGGCGCGCUGCGCUUUCAAGAGACCAUGGCGCUCGCCGACGACGCGCUCUGGGAAAGCGCCGACGAGAAGGCUGCGUACGCCAAGCAAAUCGCCAACAUGUGGACAUACGCGCGAUUGCCGUGCUCCAAUGUGUGGCGCAUGGCAGGCGACUACAAGUUUGACAUGGGCUGGGGUUCUGAGACCUCAGCGACCGAGAAGGCAGCACGGAUCAGCGUUGCCGAUGCGAUUGCAACCGGUACCAACAAAUGCAAGCCCGAGACGUACAUGGGCAAACCAUGGUACACGACCGGGUGGGACGUCGAGUGGGCGUGGAAGGAGCUCAAGGACACAGCGGCCGAAAAGUGCCGGAUGAUCCAAGUGAUCGAGCACGAGUUUAGCCGGGCUGGCCGCGACCGACGCCGGAGCCAAGCAGUCGUUGUGCUUGGCCACGACUACCAUUACAACACGCCAGAGAAGGCUGCUAUGUUCCGCGACCUCAUCGUCGAGUUGAAGCUGCGCGGGUACGCCAUGGACACGAUCGAUCACCUCCAGCUGUGAAGAUCGAUAUUUUAUUCGUGAACGAUUUCGUGGUGGG
Molecule: messenger RNA, 1201 nt
Organism: Saprolegnia parasitica CBS 223.65
Lineage: Eukaryota; Oomycota; Saprolegniomycetes; Saprolegniales; Saprolegniaceae
Exons: 1
Coding region: 1-1164 (387 amino acids)
Biological process (GO): carbohydrate metabolic process
Source: RefSeq, a predicted model, not a curated record